UCGUCUUGAAAGCCGUCAUGGCUGAUUCAUCGUGAGUGACUCUUUCAAGAGUACGAUAACAAAUGACAUUGUGAUUGAAUCAUUAAGUGUAAGAAGUACAGUGCAUGGAAUUAUUUUUGAAUCAAAGCGAUAAUCUCGAUGUGGAAAUUCCACGAAGAAACGUGAUAAACGGCGUUUUCGCGUGCGCGUAACUUCCCCGUGGAACGAUGAACGGGUUAAGUUUUAGUGAAUUGUGUUGCUUGUUUUGCUGUCCGCCUUGCCCGUCCAGAAUCGCUGCAAAACUAGCGUUUCUACCUCCUGAACCUACGUAUGCAUUUAUUGAAGAUGAAGGUUCCAAAGUUACAAUUUCUUUAUCUGAAAGAGCAGAAUGGCAGUAUACAGAAAGGGAGAAAGAGUCGGUAGAAGGUUUCUAUGCAAGAACAUCACGAGGAAAUCGAAUAGCCUGUUUAUUUGUACGGUGUUCAGCUACUGCACGUUUUACGAUUUUAUAUUCCCAUGGAAAUGCAGUCGAUCUGGGACAGAUGUCUAGUUUUUAUUUAGGACUUGGAUCGAGAAUAAAUUGUAACAUAUUUAGUUAUGAUUAUUCGGGUUAUGGAGUUUCUGGUGGUAAACCGUCAGAAAAGAAUCUUUAUGCGGAUAUAGAUGCUGCGUGGCAUGCUCUUAGAACACGUUACGGUAUUAGCCCAGAAAACAUCAUUCUAUAUGGUCAAAGUAUCGGGACUGUACCCACAGUCGAUCUGGCCGCGCGAUAUGAGGUUGGCGCAGUUGUUCUGCAUUCACCUUUAAUGUCGGGAAUGCGAGUUGCUUUUCCUAAUACCAAAAGAACUUGGUUCUUUGAUGCGUUCCCGAGUAUAGAUAAAGUACCAAAAGUGACAUCUCCUGUUUUGGUAAUUCAUGGAACUGAAGAUGAUGUAAUAAAUUUCAAUCAUGGUUUAGCAAUUUAUGAGAGAUGUCCAAGAGCAGUAGAACCAUUAUGGGUUGAGGGUGCUGGUCAUAAUGAUGUAGAAUUGUAUGAUCAAUAUUUAGAACGAUUGAAGCAAUUUGUAAGUGUAGAACUGAUAAACUGACGGCGACUAAGCCUCUCCCAGAAUCAGGGGGGGCAGGGAGGAGGACAUACACAUGUG
Messenger RNA from Apis laboriosa (Himalayan honeybee), 1124 nucleotides. RefSeq names its product alpha/beta hydrolase domain-containing protein 17B. The record is from RefSeq and is a predicted model, not a curated record. The coding region runs from base 207 to 1067 and encodes 286 amino acids. Gene Ontology annotation, biological process: protein depalmitoylation. Lineage: Eukaryota; Metazoa; Arthropoda; Insecta; Hymenoptera; Apidae. Gene Ontology annotation, cellular component: endosome membrane; plasma membrane. The transcript has 3 exons. Gene Ontology annotation, molecular function: palmitoyl-(protein) hydrolase activity.